AUGCGGUUGUUUACUUCUGGUGGAAGGGGUUGGCGUUGGCACAGCGGGAUUUCGAACAACAACGGCAUAUACGGUAGCGGCUUCACUAACGGCCACAAUAUAGGUGGGACCUACGUGGUGCUCGCACUUGUCGUGGGGCUGCUAGUUACCAUGGUGACGGGUGCACGCGACGGCAGUGGCGGGGAAGGCGGUGGAGAUAAUAGAGGCGGCGGUAACCGGAGACCGAGAGAUGCCAGGACGGAAAACGGUGCUGGCGUCGGCCUCAAAGAGCAGCAAAGUGUAACAUCUCCGGAACGAGGAGAAAGAGAGAUCGAACAGGUAGUGGAAGAUGAAGAACCUAACCGGACGAGCAAAGGAGGUGACGACGGUGAAGGGAUUGCAGGUGGUAGUAACGACAUCAUGUUGGACCUGAACAAGUUAGCCAGAAUAGUAUCCAUUAAAAAUAUAAUUUUUAUCUAUCUAUCUAUCUAUCUAUCUAUCUAUCUAUCUAUCUAUCUAUCUAUCUUGUCUCAAGAUGGUGUCGUGCCGUUCCGCGGUGACGCGCAUCACUCCACUUUGCUGAUCUCCACAAUGAACUCCGGUAUCUGCAUCAACGAAAUUCCACCGCUUUCUUUCUUUUUCAUUGCGGUUUUCACUCGUCUUUCUAUUAUCUCUCCCUCCUAUUCUUUGUCCCUCAUUCUUUUUUUGUAUCAUACAUCCUUUUAUUCUUUCUUUCUUUCUCUUUACUUGUCUUUUCCCUUUUUCCCACCUUUCUUUCUUUUUCUUUUCACCUGUUCUUCUGCAUCUUUCUUAACUGUCAUUCGUUCUCCUGUUCCUUUUAUCUUUUACUUUUCAUUAACUUUCUUUCCUUCUUUCUUUCUUUCUUUCUUUCUUUCUUUCUUUCUUUCUUUCUUUCUUUCACUCGUUCUCUUUUCCAAUAUUUUGUUUUCUGUAUUUCUUUUCUUUCUUUCACUUGUUUUGUUCUUUUUCUAUCUUUUUCUUGUUUCCUCUCUACCUUCUCUUUCUUUCUUUCUUUCUUUCUUUCUUUCUUUCUUUUGA
This is a messenger RNA of Acanthosepion pharaonis, 1038 nucleotides long. The record is from the annotation of a GenBank genome assembly. Lineage: Eukaryota; Metazoa; Mollusca; Cephalopoda; Sepiida; Sepiidae.